CGGUACGGUCAAGCCAUGGCGGUCGUCCUGGAUGCUUUGGCACCCUACGUCAAGAAGCUGCUCACAGACAUGGCCGAUGAGGAGGUGUCCAUGCUACUGGGAGUCUCCGGCGAGAUCACCAAGCUGGAGGACAACAUGGAAAGCAUCAAAGCCUUCCUUGCAGAUGCUGAGAGGAGGCGUCUCACUGACCUGAGCGUGCAAAGAUGGGUCACGAAGCUCAAGAACGCCAUGUACGACGCCACCGACAUCCUAGACUUGUGCCAACUCGAGGCUGACAAGAGGAGGGAAUAUGAAGGUGGCAGUAUGGACGAGAAGGCUCCCAGUUGCUGCCAGUCAUUGCUCUUCUGCCUACGGAAUCCUGUGUUCGCGCACAAGAUAGGCAGCCAGAUCAAGGAGCUGAACAAGCGGAUGGACAGCAUCCACAGGGAGGCAGAUAGGUUCAAGUUCAACAUUGGCCUCGGUUCCAAUCCGGAGCCGAGGAAGCUAACUAAUGCUGAAAGGUCUAUGCAGAUGAUGACGUCCGAGUUCAAUGAGUCGGCCAUUGUUGGUGACAAGAUCGAGCAGGAUACAAGGGAGCUUUCCCAGCUGCUAACCACUAGUGGUGACCAUGACAUCAAGGUGGUGUCCAUUGUGGGCACUGGAGGAAUGGGGAAAACCACCCUUGCCCAGAAGAUCUUCAAUGAUACAUCCGUCCAAAAGCACUUCAAAGUGAAGAUAUGGCUGAGCAUCACCCAGCACUUCGACGAGGUUGAGAUGCUCAGGACAGCAAUCAAGCAUGCUGGGGGAGACCAUGGCAAUGAGCAUGAUAAGACAAUCCUCACGAGGACCCUCACUAACACCUUGUCCACGGGCAGGUUCAUCCUGGUCCUGGAUGAUGUGUGGAGUGUCCAAGCAUGGAGUCAAGUGCUUAGUGUCCCAGUCAGAAAUGCUAGCCAGAAACAGCUGGGGAACUGGGUCCUCAUCACAUCAAGAUUGGAAGACCUGGCUCUACGGAUGGGAGCCUCCUUCUACCAGCACCAUGUCAACCCACUGAAUGAAGAGGAUGCUUGGGCCCUGCUCAACAAACAGCUGCCACCAUCUCCUAAUCAGGUAGUAGGAACCGAGCACCUAAGAGACGUCGGGAUGAAAAUCGUUAGAAAGUGUGGUGGUUUACCACUGGCUAUCAAAGUGAUGGGAGGAUUGCUAAGCACCAAGCCUCAAAGCGAGACUGAUUGGGAAGCUGUUUUGAACCAUCGUGCAUGGUCAGUAGAUGGAUUGCCUGAGGAGCUGGAUAAACGAAUCUACUUGAGCUACGAGGACUUAUCUCCCCAGCUCAAGCAAUGCUUCCUUUACUGCUCCCUUUUCCCUAAAGCUACAAGAAUUUUGUAUAGAAAUGUUGUUCCCAUGUGGAUCAGUGAGGGAUUUAUCCAACCUCAGGGCGGAAGCAGUUCACAUGAUGACCAGCUAGAGGAAAUAGCAACUGAGUACCACAAGGAGUUAAUCACGAGGAAUCUUAUAGAACCUACAACAGCGCAGACUAUCACUGGAUACGUGUGCACAAUGCAUGACGUGGUGCGCUCCUUUGCUGAAUAUAUGUCUAGAGAAGAUUCACUUGUGGUCCAGGAUAGUAAGCAAGUUGCCACCGGGAGUAGCCUUCUUGUGCGUCGCAUGUCCAUUGGUCCAGCAAGCGAACUCCUACUAGAAGAAUGGGCCGCUCUACAAAAGCAAGUGUCACUUAGAACAUUAUUUAUAAAUGGUAAAAUCAACUACAAGCCGGGUGAUUCUUUAACUUGCUUCUCUAGGCUAAGGGUAUUGUCUAUAAAUAAUGGUGGAGAAUGUGAUAUGUUGGUUGGCUCCGUGUGUCAGCUGACACACCUAAGAUACCUUGCUUUAGAGGGAACAAAUAUAUCUAGGCUGCCGGAGAACAUCCAUAAGAUGAAGUUCCUGCAGCACAUUGCGCUUCAUGGAUGUAAGAAUUUGGAGAGUCUUCCAAGUAGCAUUAUAAAACUGGUGCAUCUCAGAUUUCUUGACAUGCGUGGUUUGAAGGCUAGUGUCGUAAUACCUAAGGGGUUUGGUGGGUUAACAAACAUGAGGAUACUUUUUGGAUUCCCAGUACACGUGGACAUGGAUGGGGGCUGGUGCAGCUUGGAAGAGAUCGGGCCUCUUUCCCAGCUUAGGAAGCUUACUUUGCACGGUCUAGAGAAUGUGCAUGCUAGCUCGUUGGCUGAAAUGGCCAGGAUUGGCAGCAAGGAGCACCUUGAUUACUUGGCCUUAUAUUGGAGCAGCAGCGGAUGGAUGGAAUUGAUGGAUGAGAUCGAGAAGCAACAGAGGCAGCACGCCGCGGAAGAGGUAUUGGAGAAGCUCUGCCCUCCACCCCGCACACAACAACUACAUAUUCAAGGAUACUUUGGUCGCAUGCUACCAAAUUGGAUGAUGGUACCAAAUGCGGCAACAGGGGCAUUCAAGAGCUUAAUGAUUUUGACGCUGUGGGAUCUGCCUUGCUGCACCAAACUCCCUGACGGCUUGCGUCAGCUACCCAGUUUGAAAAUGCUGCACAUUAAAGAUGCACCAGCCAUCAAGAGGGUUGGCUUUGAAUUCCAGGCGUCCUCCUCCUUGACGGCGGUGGGUGGGGGUGGCACUACAGCUACGUCAGCAGCUUUUCCUAAUCUGAGACAUCUUUUUCUGCAAGGCUUGUGCGAAUGGGAGGAGUGGGACUGGGUGGAGCAGGCCACCGUGGAUGUGACUGCAGGCACCAUGGCCAUGCCUUGUCUGGAGACACUCUACAUAGAGAACUGCAAGCUAAGGUGCCUUCCUCCAGGGCUCGCCAACAGCAAGAGGCAUGCUCUAAGGGAACUCAGGCUGUACGAAAUCACCAACCUGGUAUUCGUGGAGAACUUUCCUUCUGUUGUGGAAUUUGACGUGUUCGACUGCCCCGAGCUCAAGAGGAUCAGCGGCCUCUCCAGGUUGCACAAGAUCAGGAUCAUCCGCUGCCCGAACUUGGAGGUGCUGGAAGGUGUUCCAGCACUCGGUAGCCUUGUGCUGGAGGACACCACAAUGGAGGCUCUUCCAGGAUAUCUGCUAGGUGUGAACCCAAGGUAUAUCAAGUUAAAUUGUAGCAAGAAACUGUACGAAUCCUUAUCUUCACCAGGUAACUCCGCCGAGUGGAACAAGAUCACUCAUAUCGGAAACCGCAAUAUCGGCUGGAUCGAAGAUUAAGAAGAAAACUCGCAGGAAUACGGCUGCAUCAACAACAAUUCAUCCAUUCAUUCAGCAGGGAAGGAAGCUUCCGUUGGAGCACACGCCGACACACAGCCUACUCAUCAGACUACAAGAUAGAGAGAUACUGCAAACCAUGGAUCGAUUCUCUUGGAAAUGUAAAGAUUUUAGUUCUCUCAUCUUUGGCCCCCGGCCUCCGAGUCUCACGCAUGUUUCUCAUUUCAUAAUUGGGUAGAGUGGUCAUUUUUAAAGCAACCUAGCUUCAGGAUAGACGGCGGCGAUAGUCCUCUCUUUUUUUUUUUCAGGCGACCAAGGCUCAGUCUGCAUGGUAAGAUAAGAAAAAUGCUAUGCUGAGAUAGGUCAAAAUGCUGUAUGUAAGUCUAGUCUGGUGCGGAUCAUCUUGGCAAAAGUUUUAAAUGAUACCAAAUUGCUAAUCGCUGAAAAGUAUAACAAUGAUACCCAGUUCGAUC
Molecule: messenger RNA, 3665 nt
Organism: Panicum virgatum (switchgrass)
Lineage: Eukaryota; Viridiplantae; Streptophyta; Magnoliopsida; Poales; Poaceae
Product: putative disease resistance protein RGA3
Exons: 4
Coding region: 16-3195 (1059 amino acids)
Biological process (GO): defense response to other organism
Molecular function (GO): ADP binding
Source: RefSeq, a predicted model, not a curated record